CUUCAGGGCACAUCGGGUUCUACGGAUUCUGUCUGCUUCCCGUCUAUUAUGCGUCUCCUCCCUUCUAUUCCGUAUCCUCCGCCGUCUCAAGAUGGGUAUUGGCAUCCUGUUACCUCGACCCUGAACUGGUGCGAGGAGGACUACUAUGCUACCAUCUACUCCGCCGAGAUCGUCAACACCCUCACAAACCUUUUGUUCAUGGCCUUGGGCGUAAAGGGCAUCCAGAGCUGCCGGCGCAAUGGGCACGAUACAAUCUUCCAGGUGGCCUACUACGGCUACCUUGUCGUCGGAACAGGCAGCUUCCUGUUUCACUCGACGCUGAAAUACCCAAUGCAGCUAGUAGACGAACUUUCUAUGAUUUACACCACAUGUCUGAUGUGCUAUGCCUCCUUCUCCUACUCCCGCUCAAACAAUUACCGCAUCGUCCUGAGCAUCUUCCUCACCGCGCUCGCGGUCUUCAUAACUCUGUACUACCACUACCUCCAGAACCCGGUCUUUCACCAAAACGCAUAUGCCCUGCUGACGGCCAUUGUGCUCAUCCGGAGCAUGUACACAAUGGAAAUGAAGCUGCGUCCGUCUUUGCGCCACUCGACGGAAGAAGACAGACUCGAGCGGGAGAAGAAGGGUCUUCCGGUUCUUUCCAAGGAACAGCAGCACUAUGAGAAUGAGCGGGACCUGAAGACGCUCAAGACAAUGUGGCUUAUGGUUGGGUAUGGGCUGAGUGUCUUCCUGGGGGGAUUCGCGAUCUGGAAUCUGGACAAUUACUUCUGUAGCACGAUACGGCGGUGGCGGAGAGAGAUUGGCCUUCCCUGGGGAAUUUUGCUGGAAGGGCAUGGAUGGUGGCAUAUCAUGACCGGUACUGGCGCGUAUUUGUACAUCGUCUGGGGCAUCUGGCUGCGCCACUGUUUAAACAAUCGACAGGAGGAAUAUUACCUAUGGUGGCCACAUAUUUGGAGUAUCCCCGAGAUAGUGCGGACAUCGGUCACGACGAACGGAUCGGCGAAGAAAUCGCAGUGA
Messenger RNA from Aspergillus nidulans FGSC A4, 1017 nucleotides. Its product is annotated as ceramidase. The record is from RefSeq and is a predicted model, not a curated record. Gene Ontology annotation, cellular component: membrane. Gene Ontology annotation, biological process: ceramide metabolic process; sphingolipid metabolic process. Bases 49 to 1017 code for a protein of 322 amino acids. NCBI's taxonomy places the organism in Eukaryota, Fungi, Ascomycota, Eurotiomycetes, Eurotiales, Aspergillaceae. The transcript has 4 exons.